This is a messenger RNA of Aspergillus neoniger CBS 115656, 734 nucleotides long. Its product is annotated as carboxymuconolactone decarboxylase family protein. The transcript has 2 exons. The coding region runs from base 75 to 623 and encodes 182 amino acids. NCBI's taxonomy places the organism in Eukaryota, Fungi, Ascomycota, Eurotiomycetes, Eurotiales, Aspergillaceae. The record is from RefSeq and is a predicted model, not a curated record.
AAUAAAACAUCUGGUUAUUACACGAAUCUAUCUCAACCAUUCUAUAGCCUAACUACUCUCCAAAAAGAAACACCAUGGCCCGACUACCCUAUCCAGAGUCCCCUAAACAGCAUGCCAAAUCGCAUCCUACUCUCAACAUCAUGAAACUUCUAUCCUACAGCACAGCAACCGUUGAUCACUGGGCAGGGGUAGGAAAUGCCCAAUUCAAGCACUUAUCACUCUCAUCCAGAGACCGUGAAUUGGUAAUUAUGUUGACAACCUCAAAGUUCAACUCAACCUACGAAUGGACCCAUCAUCUUCCCGUAUCCUUGAAGGCAGGUGUGACCAAACAGCAGCAAGCGGCGCUCAAAGCAUCCGCGAAGGAAAAGGACUAUUUCAUCGGCAGGAAGCUUGACAAUGGGGCGGCGGGAUUCAGCGAGAAAGAUCUCAUCCUGCUCAGCUUCGUGGAAACAAUUAUCCAGCAGCCUGAAGUUAGUGAUGAACUGUGGAAGAGCGUUAAGGGUGUAUUCUCCGAUAGAGAAAUUGUGGAGAUCAUCAGCCUUCAGGGAUUUUAUUACUCGUUUUCACGCUUGACUACGGUUCUGCAGUGCGAUUUUGAUGAUUGGGCCAAGUCUAAACUUUGAUCUUUUUCUUUUGUGAAUGAAGUGAUGAAAUAUGGGUUGAUGGGAACUAUCUAAUCAUGACAUUUACCCUACUCGAGAAGCUCCUAUUCUAGCUCCCUACCAACUCCUGAC